This is a messenger RNA of Mytilinidion resinicola, 1508 nucleotides long. RefSeq names its product ClpP/crotonase. The coding region runs from base 335 to 1360 and encodes 341 amino acids. Lineage: Eukaryota; Fungi; Ascomycota; Dothideomycetes; Mytilinidiales; Mytilinidiaceae. The record is from RefSeq and is a predicted model, not a curated record. Gene Ontology annotation, molecular function: propionyl-CoA carboxylase activity. The transcript is spliced from 2 exons.
UGAUGGUGCAUUGACGGAGAAGACCGUGCGUAGUUUUGCGACAUCCAGGGCCACAUCCAGUCUAACAGCUACGCUCUACUAACACCCUAUUUAGAUAUAUAUGGAAAAGCUUGCAAUAGCCCCCAAGCUUCCGAUAGUUAAACUCGUGGACGGCUCUUCGGGUGGUGGAUCUGUAACAACCAUCAGGACAACCGGAUUCUCAUACGUGCCACCUCUGCCAUUAUUCACUUAGGUUGUUCAGCAAUUAAACGCUGGUAUAUAAAAUUUGGGUGCUGUUGUAGGUCCAGCGAUUGGUCUAGGCGCUGCUCGAGUGGUUGCUUGCCACUUUUCCGUGAUGGCGAACGACGUAGGGUCACUAUUCAAUGCUGGACCCCAAGUAGUCGCUGGCGCAACAUCCGAAGAAGGCUUAAGCUUUCCCGAUCUCGGAGGUCCCGCAAUGCAUUGCACUGACGGCACAAUCGACAACGUUGCACCAAACGAAGCAGGUUGUUUCGAGCAGAUCAGGACCGUUCUCAGCUAUUUACCAGACUGCGGUACAGCAAUGCCUCCAGUCAUAACCUGUGAAGACCCAACAGAUCGCAUGUCACCUGACCGACGCUCCAUUAUUCUCCGCAAGCGAGAGCGAAUGUACAACCCCCGGAAAAUCAUCAACACCGUGGUCGAUGAGGAUAGCUUCUUCGAGAUAGGUCCUUUAUGGGCCACCACCGCCAUCGUCGACCUCGCGAGGUUCGAUGGGCAUCCCGAUGGUAUUGUCUCAUUGAACUGUGAAGUCAACGCCGGCGCCAUCGACGCACUUGGCUCACAAAAGGUCACUCGGCUUUUGAAAUUUCUCGAUGUCUUCAAUCUCCCACUGGUCCAAUUCGUCGAUGCCCCGGGCUACGCCAUCGGUACUGUGGCCGAACGCACGGCUACUAUGCGGCACGGCGUUGCCCUCGGCCUCGCUUACUGCAGCACCACAAUGCCCAUCUUCAGCGUCGUCGUACGUCGUGUGUACGGCGUUGCGAGUGGCCUCAUGCUAGACGCCCGAGACCCCAGCAUGCGAGUGGCAUGGCCGAGUGGUGAGUGGGGAAGUCUACCACUUGAUGGUGGGAUCGAGGUUGGGCACUCUUAUGAGCUGAAAGAAAUCGAGCGGAAAGAAGGCGUCGAAAAGCGUAAAGAGUGGUGCAGAGACUUGGAAGAAGAGUAUAGAAGACUGAUGAACCCGGUGCGGACCGCGAACCAUUUUGGGAUUGAGGAAAUCAUUGACCCGACAGUUACGCGGCCGGUGGUAUGCGAGUGGGUAAAACAUGUUUAUGAGAGCUUGUUGCUGCAGCGGGUCAUGGAGAGGGUUGCUGGGAAGAUUGUGCCUAGCUUUGCGUGAGCUUAUAAUCUGCAAUAACCAGCACGUGCAUAUUGCAUAGUGUUCAAGUCGGUAUUGAUUUGAUUGGUUCGCCGUUAGUACAUGCCUCCUUCAUGUUUGGCCCCUUUAGAUUCUAGCGGUCGUAUUUUCUACGGGGCCUCCAAGCUGU